Messenger RNA from Euleptes europaea (tarantolino), 1425 nucleotides. Its product is annotated as zinc finger protein 420-like. Gene Ontology annotation, biological process: regulation of transcription by RNA polymerase II. The record is from RefSeq and is a predicted model, not a curated record. The transcript has 2 exons. NCBI's taxonomy places the organism in Eukaryota, Metazoa, Chordata, Lepidosauria, Squamata, Sphaerodactylidae. Gene Ontology annotation, molecular function: DNA-binding transcription factor activity; RNA polymerase II cis-regulatory region sequence-specific DNA binding. The annotation marks the transcript as partial.
UGCUUGGAGUGUGGAAAGAGCUUUGUUCAGAGUUCAGACCUUACUAAACAUCAACGUAUCCACACAGGGGAGAAACCAUAUAAAUGCUUGCAGUGUGGAAAGAGUUUUGCUAUCAAUGGACAACUUACUGUCCAUCAACGUAUCCACACGAGGGAGAAACCAUAUAAAUGCUUGCCGUGUGGAAAGAGCUUUGCUACCAAGGGACAACUUACUGUCCAUCAACGUAUCCACACUGGGGAGAAACCAUAUAAAUGCUUGCCGUGUGGAAAGAGCUUUGCUACCAAGGGACAACUUACUGUCCAUCAGCGUAUCCACAUGGACGAGAAACCAUAUAAAUGCUUGCAGUGUGAAAAGAGCUUUGCUACCAAGAUAGAACUUACUGUCCAUCAACGAAUCCACACUGGGGAGAAACCAUAUAGAUGCUUGCAGUGUGGAAAAGGCUUUGCUCGGAGUUCACACCUUAUUAUUCAUCAACGUAUCCACACUGGUGAGAAACCAUAUAAAUGCCUAGAAUGUGGGAGGAGUUUUGCUCGGAGUGACAACCUAGCAGCUCAUCGACGAAUCCACACGGGGGAGAAACCAUAUAAAUGCUUGGAGUGUGGAAAGUGCUUUGCCUAUAAUACACACCUUACUGUCCAUCAGCGUAUGCACACGGGGGAGAAACCAUAUAAAUGCUUGGAUUGUGGAAAGAUAUUUGCUCAUAGUGGUAGCCUAGCUAAUCAUCGACGAAGCCACACUGGGGAGAAACCAUAUAAAUGCUUGGAGUGUGGAAAGAGUUUUGCUUGGAGUAAAGAUCUUAGGACUCAUCAACAUAUCCACACUGGGGAGAAACCAUAUAAAUGCUUGGAGUGUGGAAAGAGCUUUAAACAAAGUUCAGCCCUUACUAAACAUCAGCGUAUCCACACUGGGGAGAAACCAUAUAAAUGUUUGGAGUGUGGAAAGUGUUUUGCUCGGGGUUCAAGCCUUACUUACCAUCAACGUAUCCACACUGGGGAGAAACCUUAUAAAUGCUUGGAUUGUGGAAAGAGCUUUGCUUGCAGUGUAAAACUUAGGAUCCACCAACGUAUUCACACUGGGGAGAAACCAUAUAAAUGCUUAGAGUGUGGAAAGAGCUUUGCUAUCAAGACACAACUUACUGUCCAUCAACGUAUCCACACUGGGAAGAAACCAUAUAAAUGCUUGGAUUGUGGAAAGAGCUUUGUUCAGAGUUCAGAUCUUACUAAACAUCAACGUAUCCACACUGGGGAGAAACCAUAUAAAUGCUUGGAUUGUGGAAAGAGCUUUGCUCAGAAAACACAGCUUACUUACCAUCAACAUGUGCAUGCAGGGGAGAAACCAUAUAAAUGCUUGGAUUGUGGAAAGAGCUUUGGUCAGAGAGGUCACCUAGCUACUCAUCAACGAAUCCACACUGGGGAGAAACCGUAU